Chionomys nivalis (European snow vole) is the source of this 504-nucleotide messenger RNA. RefSeq names its product spermatogenesis associated 33 (gene Spata33). Lineage: Eukaryota; Metazoa; Chordata; Mammalia; Rodentia; Cricetidae. The coding region runs from base 80 to 496 and encodes 138 amino acids. The record is from RefSeq and is a predicted model, not a curated record. Gene Ontology annotation, cellular component: cytoplasm; nucleus. The transcript has 3 exons.
CCCAAAGGGGCGUGUUGGUUUGUGAGUCGCUAGGGUUACUGGGCCUCAAGGCCCCCUGGCCGGGGCGGCGGGGUCACCUAUGGGCCAGUCCAAAAGCAAACCCAGAGAGAAGACAGUUGAGGAGGAAAAGACGGUCCCUACCAAUUUUGUUGCAAAAUCUAAGGAGAAAGUAAUGGAAAAGGAGUCCAAGCAGCUUGACAAGGAAACCUUGAAUCAACCUGCCGACACCCUGCUGUUCGCGGCAGGGACGUCCAAGCACUCAAGGCCUUCCUCUUCCUCUGAAGACAAACCUGAUACAAAACAAAAGUCGAGCAAGAAGAGAAAUGUCAUUCCGCAGAUCAUCAUCACCCAAGCCUCAAAUGAGACGCUAAUCAGCUAUGGCCUCCCCGAAAAUGAAGAACAGAGAACCAUUCAUGAACAGGCUGACUGGGGCCCUUACUACCGACACAGGAGCCCCAGCACAAUAGCAGCCUAUGAGGGACACAAGCCAGAAUAAAUGAGAGC